Messenger RNA from Leptopilina heterotoma, 1525 nucleotides. Its product is annotated as phenoloxidase-activating factor 2. Gene Ontology annotation, molecular function: serine-type endopeptidase activity. The record is from RefSeq and is a predicted model, not a curated record. NCBI's taxonomy places the organism in Eukaryota, Metazoa, Arthropoda, Insecta, Hymenoptera, Figitidae. The transcript has 8 exons. Bases 169 to 1458 code for a protein of 429 amino acids. Gene Ontology annotation, biological process: proteolysis.
CAGAUUGAAUACUAAAAGAACUCAGUCCUCAUCCAGGUCUCGGUAAAGACGCUUUUAAGUCUUUUCCAAGUCAAUCGAUAGUUGGUCGAGGUUACCUGCGCUGUUUCAUUGAAUUCGGGGAUUUCCCUCUCAAUUACCUGACGCUCACGAUCCUCGCAGUUUUUCAAUAUGUGGUUCUUUCGUGCCACGUUAAUUUCCUUCUUCGUUGGAGUUUGUUUAGCAGCUCCUCAACAAAGUUCUGGUGGAAAUUUGGACACAUUAGUUGACAAUGUGUUCAAUCAGGGAAAAGCUUCUCAACCAGUAGAGAGUAAAGCCGGCGAUAAUACGAAUUUAGACGAAUUAAUUGACAGUGUUUUUAAUCCUAAACAAAGUACAGGAAACACUUCACCGACCACAAUUCUUGGCACGGAUAAUCAAAAAAAUAACAAACCAGAUGACUGCGAAUGCGUUCCGUAUUAUCAAUGUCAAAACAACACAAUCAUAGACAAUGGAAUUGGAAUCAUUGACAUUAGAAUUCAAGGUGUUUGUGACGCAUAUUUGGAUAUUUGUUGCAAAAUUCCCGAUGUUAUAAAGGAUCCAAAAGAUAAAAUUACCCCGCCGCCGACAGUUCGUAAGGGAUGUGGUCAACGUAAUCCAGAAGGUGUUGGAUUUCGGAUAACCGGCUAUAAAGAUAACGAGGCUCAAUUUGGCGAAUUUCCAUGGAUGGUGGCUAUUUUGAGGGAAGAAGAUUUCAGCAAUACUGGUCAGAAAGUCAACUUUUAUCAAUGUGGAGGCGCACUUAUUCAUCGACAAGCUGUUCUUACUGCCGCUCACUGUGUCAAUGGAAAGGAGGCAAGUUCCUUCAAAGUUCGAGCCGGUGAAUGGGACACACAAACGAAAAAUGAGAUUUAUCCCCAUCAAGAUCGUGAAGUCCAGGCUGUCGUUGUCCACGAGGGUUUCCACUCUGGAGCAUUGUACAAUGAUUUUGCUCUCUUGAUUCUAAAAACGCCAGUUGAUCAGGCGGAAAAUGUGGACGUGGUUUGUCUUCCCGAGGAAGGUGACGAAUUCGAUGGAGCACGAUGUUUCGCCAGCGGUUGGGGCAAAGAUGUUUUCGGUAAAGAAGGAAAAUAUCAAGUUAUUUUGAAGAAAGUCGAAUUGCCAAUAGUGCCUCAUAAUACCUGUCAAAAUUCGUUGAGAAACACGAGACUUGGGAAAUAUUUUAAUCUUCAUCAAACUUUCAUCUGCGCUGGCGGAGAGGGAAAAGAUACUUGCAAGGGUGACGGAGGCAGUCCUUUGGUGUGUCCUUUGCUUAGAGAUCCAAGUCGUUACGUACAAGCUGGAAUCGUCGCCUGGGGAAUUGGUUGCGCCGAAAAUAAUGUUCCCGGAGUUUAUGCAAAAAUUGCAUCUGCACGUCAUUGGAUUAAUGAACAAAUUGUUUACUAUAAUUUAGAUCAAUCCGCCUAUCAAUUUCAGCGUUAAAAAAAUUUUACAUUGAAAUUUCAGUUCAUUUUUUUAAUUAUUAAUUUCCAAAAUUAGUAAUUAAAAA